AUGAGACUAUUGUGGAUUCUAUUAGAAAUGACGAAUUGUGCUAUAAGAAUGCUGAGGAAUGGUGGAAUUGAAUACAGGUGUGUUAAAUUGGACUGCAACAGGUCUGCAGUCCAGUCUGUGAAACAGAUGAAGCCACACCUGGAGACUAUAGACAAAAUAUUCAAGGGUAAUGUCCUGUUCAACUAUUCCACCUACAAUAACACUCACAUCUUCAUGCUCCUGAAUGGCACUGAAUUAGUCGCAUACCUGGAGCUAAAGCCAACAAUUCUCGUAGAAAGAGGAUGGAGAGGCAAAAGAACCUACAAAAACUUCACAUUUUACAUGGUGUGUGUUCCAGAAAAAUACAGGCGAAAGGGCUUCUGUAAAAUUCUAAUGGAUUUUGCUGUAAAAAGCACAAUCAGCGAGAAUGGAACCAAGGACGUCUUCUUUUCGAUGCACCUGAAUUCUGAGGAUCUAUCGGCGCCUGUUUCUGCUAAAACGUACUACCAGCUUGGAUUCAGAAGAGCAAUGUGGGCCAGAUACUCAUUUGAAGAAUACAUCCACUCCUUUGAGAACUUCAGGAAGAAUAGUGUCGAUCUCUAUGAACUUAUGAAGGAUGAAACAAAGGGAAGUGGAACAGGAGGAAUGGUUGCUCUCUGUUGCGAGGCCAAGGACUACGCCUCUAAAAAGUGGCCAGUUCCAGAGAACUUCUACGAACUGGGAAGAAGCCUGAUGACACGAAUGGAUGCUCGAAGACGCACCUACGACUCAACAUUCUCAGGUUAA
This is a messenger RNA of Enterospora canceri, 765 nucleotides long. The record is from the annotation of a GenBank genome assembly. Lineage: Eukaryota; Fungi; Microsporidia; Enterocytozoonidae.